CUUUCAAACCUUUUCCCUUCAAAGUUCCCAAGUUCUUUCAUCAAUGGCCGACCAACUGUCUAGGGUUAGUAAUUCCCACAUUAAAUAUUCUUUUACAUAUGAUAACGUGUCCCAUCCAUAGAUAGACAAAGGAAUUGGAUUUUUAUUUUCUUUUAUUGGGAAGGUGAGGUGCAGGAAUCCAGACCACAUCCCACCCUCUAUAAGAAGCCUUUACCAUUUCCUCUCAUUUCCAACAACAUUUUCAGCUUUUUUGCUUUCUAUUGUGCCACUCCAAAAGAUAUCAAAGAGAGAGUAAAACAAAGGAGAGACUUCAACAUGAAGAUCAGCUUAAGCAGUAGCUCUAGUGGUGCAGCAGCCAUGGGAGAGUCCAAGAAGAAGGUUUCAUGCAGAAAGCUAGGAGGGUAUCUCAGACAACAAAAAGGCAGGCUAUACAUUAUCAGAAGAUGUGUGGUUAUGCUCCUUUGCUGGCAUGACUAAAUUUGCUGCAAACUUGGGACUCAAGGAUUAAUGUCAUGAGUCUAAGCAUUUUUGCAGCAAAUUUAAACUUCUUGUUUUCCGACUGUAAAUAUAGCAGAAGAGAAUCAUAUGUAGCUUAGGGCUUUAGUGAGGUUCUCCUACCUUUUAGCUGCUUUUUAGACUACAAAGUUUCCUUUGUUAAAUCAGAUAAAACCUAAACUUAUCCAUAUUUACAUUAUAUAUAAAAAGUU
Molecule: messenger RNA, 707 nt
Organism: Gossypium raimondii (Peruvian cotton)
Lineage: Eukaryota; Viridiplantae; Streptophyta; Magnoliopsida; Malvales; Malvaceae
Product: small polypeptide DEVIL 3
Exons: 1
Coding region: 316-477 (53 amino acids)
Biological process (GO): negative regulation of cell population proliferation
Source: RefSeq, a predicted model, not a curated record